Penicillium crustosum is the source of this 411-nucleotide messenger RNA. RefSeq lists its product as uncharacterized. The transcript has a single exon. NCBI's taxonomy places the organism in Eukaryota, Fungi, Ascomycota, Eurotiomycetes, Eurotiales, Aspergillaceae. The record is from RefSeq and is a predicted model, not a curated record. The coding region runs from base 1 to 411 and encodes 136 amino acids.
AUGCCUGCACGCACUUCCUACGGUACGUACGAAGAGGAGCGUCGUCAUUUCAUGACCACAUUGCACGCUCAGAUUGACAUCCUCCAGGACAACCACAAAGGGAGCGGAAAGAUGGUUAUCAAUUCUCUGUCUCUUUUGCUUCUGCGAAUUGAGGGCCUGAGAAUCGCCGGACAGGCUCGUUAUACCUACCACAACCCUAAUUGGACUGCCAAGUGCAACAAGCUCUAUGAGCGGGUGCAAUAUUUCAAAGAUGCUCUUGUCAAGGACCCCACCAGCAACUACCGAGUCGCUGCUGAUAUCGAGAGCAUGAUGAUCUUUUUGGACUUUUGUGUCCCUGCCGAUAUUGAGUACCGGAUUUCGCCUGAUCGGGGUGACCGGAGUGGUGCUCCUUCCCCUGAGCCUAGGCGUUAA